CACAGCACAGCACUGUGUUCCCCACAGGCUGACGGUGUGCAGAGCCUGACAGAAAGGCUCACGGAGCUACUGUGGGAUGCAGAUGAAGAGCUGGUCUGGAUGGCCCUCUCGGUAUUCAUCAAUGAAGUCCAGGACAGAGACAUCCCAAUCUCCACCCCCACUGCCCUGCAGAUGGCUGAGGCACUCCAGACACUCUUUGGCUACGACAACAUUCACAUGCAGCUGCUCUCCAUUCACCUCUUCCGAAAAUUGUUGAAGUUGGUAGUGGAGGAGGGAAAACAACCUCUGCAGACGCAUGUGAUCCAGAGCCUGCUGCCACUCUUCUUCCUCUCACAUGAUGAGAACGAGCACCUGGCAGACGCCUCUUGGGAAGUGCUGAUUCGUGCACUCAGGUUCCUGAAGAGAAGGGAUCUCAAGAACAUGCUGGAGGCAGACAAGCCGUGGUGGUUCUGUGACUGCCUGGUGGAAAGCGAGAAGAAACGAGUGGUGGAGUUCAUGUGGCAGGCCCUGCCAUUCCUGGAGAGCCCACAGGAGCCCCUGCAAGAGUUGGCCCUCAGGUUCAUUGGGAUCGCCGGCAAGUACCUGAGAAAGGGGCAGGAGGAGGACGAGCUCAUCAUAGAGGUCAUCAUUGACACCCUUCAAGGCAUGACUGCUGACAGCCCUGCCAUCUCAAAGCGGGCAGCUGAAACCUUGAAAAUCAUCAGGGAUAUCCAGAAAUCAAAACCUAAACCUAAACCGACACCGAAAUCUAAAUCCACCAGAUUCCGGUAGCCUCCAUUCCUCUCUGUUCCAGCCCUGAGAGGAAUGACCGAUGACCUCAGACUCGCCAUCGCAGGCCUGGCCAUUCCAAACUGUACAUGCUAAGGGCUGUACAAACAGCUCCCUGCUCCAGACUCCAGCAGCUCCAAGACUGGCUCUGAAGAGGAAAAUGCCUCUUUUCUGCAAGGACGGCCUUUUACACCAGUGUGGGAAUAUCAAAUAUAUCUAUACAUCUUAUGAAA
Corapipo altera (White-ruffed manakin) is the source of this 1001-nucleotide messenger RNA. RefSeq lists its product as uncharacterized. The coding region runs from base 100 to 771 and encodes 223 amino acids. The record is from RefSeq and is a predicted model, not a curated record. The transcript has 6 exons. Gene Ontology annotation, cellular component: cytoplasm. Lineage: Eukaryota; Metazoa; Chordata; Aves; Passeriformes; Pipridae.